AUGCUCAGCCACGCCAUCACCGGCCUGACCUUCGCCACCGCCGCCCCCGGCGCCGAGCCGUCCUGCCCGCCGCCGCCGCCCGGCGGGGCGCAGCAGCUGCUCGGCGCCAACCUGAAGCAGGGCAGCACCGCGGCCGCUGCGCGCGUCCACGCGUGCGUCGCCACCAGCCCGACGGGCCCCUUCGUGUCAUCCAUCCAGGUCACGGCUCCCGGCGGCCGCUGCCCCGAGGCAUCCAGUCAGGUGCCGUUCAACCUGAACGGCCCGAUUCCCGGUGCCCCCGCCGUGUACGCGUGCCUAGUGAUGACGUCAUCGCAGCCCGCCGCGCUGCGCGCGCUGCGCGUCGCGUUCGCAAACCCCGGCAGCACGGCCGGCGCCGCGGCGUGCGGCCCGGGGUUCACUGUCCAAGGAGGCGACGCCAACGCGGGCGCGGGCGCCGGCGGGCUGGCGGCGUACUUCUGCGGCACGAGCAGUGAUCAGGGGCUGAUCUCCAAGUCCCUGGACCCCACGACUUCCGGCGGCGACGCGACGCUGCUGGUGCACCCGCUGUCUGAGGGGCUGUACUCCUGCCUGACCAUUGCCGGCGGCGCCACGCUGGCGAGCAGCUGGCGCACAGGGCUGCGGGUCGAGCCGUGGCCCUGCAAGGGCGGUCCGGGGGGUGCGCCCCCGGGAGUGCAGCAGCAGUGGGUGUUUGUGAACAAGGGCGGCGGCAAGCUCCAGAUCCAGCAGGCCGCGUCCCGCCAGUGCCUGUCGAGCCUUAACGGGGAGGGCAGCCUGGUGUACGCCUAUGACUGCAAGACCGCGGCCCAGGACACCACGUCGCCGCUGCCCUGGCAGCUCUGGACCCUGGAGCCUGUCGCGCCGCGCGCCUCGGCGGCGGUGGUCAGCGGCGGGGGCGGCACCUACCGCAUCCGCGCGGCGGCCGGCGGCUGGUGCAUGCAGGUCCAGGACGAGCCCACUGAUUACUACGAUGAGGAGGGCGACGCUGACAUGGCAUGGCCGUCAUCAAUCGUCCUGGCCCAGUGCUCAACCUCGGACCCAAAACAGCAAUUCGCCUUGGAGUCUCCCGGCGCAAAACGCGUCGGCCAGUCAGCCCCCGCGCCCGCGCCUGCGCCCGCCCCCGGCAAACCGUCGAUACCGCAGCUGCCGCAGCUGCCGCCGGCACGGACGCAGGACCCUCCUGCGCAGCAGCAGCAGCCAAGCGUGCCGCCGGCGUCGGACCCGCCCAGGCGCCCCCCGAGGGAGCCGCGGCCGCCGAGGCCGGCGCCGGCGCCGCGGCAGGCGCCGGCGGGCGGGGGCGGGCAGCAGGGGCAGGAGGCGCGGCCGGUGAGCCCGUUCCGGCAGAUGCUGACUAAUGCUGUGAGGCAGGCGGUGACAACGGUGGGUGGAAACUUUGUGCGGAACCUUUUUGGCGGCCUCCUGGGGUAG
Monoraphidium neglectum is the source of this 1425-nucleotide messenger RNA. RefSeq lists its product as hypothetical. Lineage: Eukaryota; Viridiplantae; Chlorophyta; Chlorophyceae; Sphaeropleales; Selenastraceae. The record is from RefSeq and is a predicted model, not a curated record. The coding region runs from base 1 to 1425 and encodes 474 amino acids. The transcript has 5 exons.